AUGUCCGGCCAAAUCACCAUUUACUCGCCCUGGUACGAUAAUGAGAGGAAACUCAAGGACCCGAAACCUCGCCUGGAGUGGGACGAAGUCUCAGAGUGGGAGGAGGCAAAUCUCUGCAACAAGAUAACCAUCUUCGACUUGCCCCUCGAGUGCCCCUUUCCUCUCACCAACAGACGAAAUGCUUGCGCCUUGAUCGAAAAUUUCAUAGACAUCGUCAGUUACCACAGGGAACUAUUUCCCUACUGGAACAGGCGCGCCAUCAAGUACUUUAUCUGGCGUGAGAUGUUCGUCAUCAGGAACAACGACGAGUGGAAAGAUUACAGGAACCACCCCCUUUACAAGCACCGUGACGUGUUCUGGCGUUUAGCGAAAAAGCAAUUCAGGGAUGCAAUGGGGCUUGGAACCGCUUUGUUGUUUAUCCUCCACGGACUCUACACCAACGACUGGGAACUCGAGUUCCUCUUGAAGGGACAACAGAAACUCAUCGAUACAUACAACAUGUGCAAUGCCAAUAUGACGCUGUGGAACAGGGACAAAAUGCUCGACAUUCUGUUCACUGAGUGUGAAUGGCUAAAGGACACGCUCCUCGAAGCGCACAUGAAGGAGAAGAAAGAGAUGGAUGAAGAGUGGGAGCACAGACAAACAAAGACACUCGAAGAAAUGGAGGUUUUUAUCGAGGAGUUACCAGAGCCUAUGGACGAGGACGAAGAAGAAGAAGAAGAAGAAGAAGAAGAAGAAGAUGAUGAUGAUGACAAUGCUCAAGGGAACGCUCAGAACAACGCUCAAGGUAUCAACCAAGGUCUCGAGGUAUCAGACAAUGUUGUCACGAGGGCCGAUUUAAACCAACGGGACGGCCAAACUUUCGCCCAAGAGCUCGAGAAAGAAAACCAAAAGAUAGAAAAGGAUCUACAGGAAUGGUACGCUCAAUGUUACGCCCAUGGUCUCAAUGAAAGUCUCGUACAAAGCAUGGCUCAAAUACGCAAACUUAACCUGGAGGACGCUCAGUGGGUGGCUGGGCUUCACGCUAAACGUCUCGCUCAACGUCACUUUCAGGAUAACAACGAAAGAGAAGCUCGAAUUCUUGUUCAAAAGAGAUUCCAACAACGUAGUCAACGUCAGGCUCAAAUUCACGAUCAAAUCCGAGCUCAACGUCACGCUCAGGGUCGCCCUCGGGGUCGCCUUCUUCGCCCUCAGGAUGAAACUCUGGGUAUUGAUCGAAAUAACACUCAACGUAUUGUUCAAUAUUUCGAUCGGGAAACCCUCCAAAAUACAAUUCGGAAUCUCCCCCCGGGAAACACUGAAGAUAGCGUUCAAGCUUUCAUGAGAGGCGUCUAUCAAGAGCUUGUCCAAGGCAUGGCACGAAACAGGGCUCAUUAUGUGCGCACUCAACGCCGCGCUCAUCGCACCGUACAGAGGGCCGUUCGAGAGACCACAAAAAACACCGCCAAGGAGAACGGUCAAGAGGGAACCCAGAAAAGCCUCCAAGAUUUCACUGCAACGGCGCCUCGUAGUCAACGAACAGACUCGCAGGCUCCUGUAAAGCCAGUCAGUACUGCCGUUCCACCUUUAGGCCCACAUCCUACUCUUCCAUCGAGGCCAGUCGACGAUGAUGAGGAUAUCUAUGGUUAUAGUGGCGACGAGGCUGGCAAUAUCAAAAAGGAAUAG
Molecule: messenger RNA, 1665 nt
Organism: Fusarium verticillioides 7600
Lineage: Eukaryota; Fungi; Ascomycota; Sordariomycetes; Hypocreales; Nectriaceae
Exons: 1
Coding region: 1-1665 (554 amino acids)
Source: RefSeq, a predicted model, not a curated record